This is a messenger RNA of Falco peregrinus (peregrine falcon), 2193 nucleotides long. Its product is annotated as aldehyde dehydrogenase family 3 member B1-like. Gene Ontology annotation, molecular function: aldehyde dehydrogenase (NAD+) activity. Gene Ontology annotation, biological process: aldehyde metabolic process. The record is from RefSeq and is a predicted model, not a curated record. Gene Ontology annotation, cellular component: cytoplasm. NCBI's taxonomy places the organism in Eukaryota, Metazoa, Chordata, Aves, Falconiformes, Falconidae.
UUGUCCUAAAAGGAAAAAAAAAAUUAUAAAUGCCAGAUCUAUACUCACAGCAAGGUGGGGCUAGGUGAAUUGUUGUGUGCCGACUGGCCCUUUGCAAGGUGGCGGUUCUGGAAGGUCAGUGGGGCCCAGCGGUUCGGCACAGAAGGGUGAGAAUUCGGUGGGGCUGGAUGGUACAGAUGCAGGGUUAGAUGUGCAGGGUCCUCCUGGCCUCACCUCAGGCAUCGCUCAGUUUGCUUGUUAGAGCACACCCACUACCCGUGGUAGGUGUGCUGCCCCGGGCAAACCCCCAGACCCACCUGGAGCCCAAUGGAGUCACCGUUAGGUCAGGCUGGGGACACACACACCACCCUGCCAGUCACCCAGCCCUUCCCUGGAAUUUUACUGCGUGGUCAGAGCUGGACGCCUUUGCCUGACCCGAGGGAAGUGAUACUUCCUCAGCAGCAGGCAGUGCUCAGUGCCUCCUCAGGACGAGUCCCCACGUGGGGCUGCUCAGCCGCUCAGCCCACGCUCGAGGUUUUUAACACGUGGCUGGCUCUGGAUGCUCACAUCCGAUUUGAGAUAAGUUAUAUUUCCUCCUCAGCAGAGCAGGGCUGAGAGAUUCCUCCCAGCAUGAGUGCCCACACGGAGCUGGUGAGCCGCCUGCGGGCAGCCUGGCUCUCGGGGAAGACACGGCCCAUCGAGUACCGCGUGGCCCAGCUGGAAGCCCUGGGACGCUUCUUGGACGAGAAGAAGCAGGACAUCCUGGAUGCCACUGCCUUGGACAUGGGCAAGCCGCCCUUCGAAGUGGAACUCUCAGAGAUCUCCAUCUGCAGGAGCGAGCUCAACACCUGGACGAAGGACAAGCACGUGGAGAAGAACUGGGCGACACAGCUGGACUCAGCCUUCAUCCACAAGGACCCGUAUGGGGUGGUGCUCAUCAUCGGGCCAUGGAACUACCCCAUUAACCUCCUCCUGGUGCCCCUCAUUGGGGCCAUCGCUGCAGGUAACUGCGUUGUCAUGAAACCCUCUGAAAUCAGCAGGAAUGUGGAGAGGUUAGUGGCUGAGACACUGCCCAGGUACCUGGACAAGGACUGCUUUGCCGUGGUGACUGCUGGCACAGAGGAGACCACCAGGCUGCUGGAGAACAAAUUUGACUAUAUCUUCUUCACUGGCAGCCCCUCCAUGGGGAGGAUCGUGAUGACAGCUGCUGCCAAGCACCUGACACCAGUAACACUGGAGCUGGGGGUUAAGAACCCCUGCUACGUGUCCGACACCUGCAACGUACAGAACGUGGCCCGGCGGGUGGCCUGGGGCCGCUUCUUCAACGCGGGGCAGACCUGUGUGGCGCCCGACUAUGUGCUGUGCAGCCUGGAGAUGCAGGAGAAGCUGCUGGUCGCUCUGUGUGAGGCCAUUACUGAGUUUUAUGGCCCCAACCCUCAGGAAUCCCCUGACUUUGCCCGAAUUGUGGGGGACAAGCACUUCCAGCGCGUGCAGGCACUGCUGUGCAGCAGGCGUGUGGCCAUUGGGGGACAGACGGAUGCACAGACACACUACAUUGCCCCCACGGUGCUGGUGGACGUGCAGCAGGAUGACCCCGUCACGCAGGAGGAGAUCUUCGGGCCUAUCCUGCCCAUCCUCACAGUAACAAGCUUAGAUGAUGCCAUCGCUUUCAUCAAUGCCCGGGAGCGGCCGCUGGCCAUCUAUGUCUUCUCCUCCUGCAAGAAGGUGGUGAACCAAGUGCUGGAGAAGACAAGCAGUGGUGGCUUCUGUGCCAACGACACCAUCAUGCACAUGACGCUCACCUCGCUGCCCUUUGGCGGCAUCGGGCAGAGCGGCCUGGGCCACUACCACGGACAUUACAGCUUCGACACCUUCUCGCACCCGCGGGCCGCGCUGCUCCGCGGUACCGGCCGAAAAGCCCUCAACACCCCCCGGUACCCGCCCUACGCCCCGCGCCGCCUCCCGCUGCUCCGUGCCACCACCGAAACCAAGCGCCGUGCUGCCUGCACCCUCCUCUGAGCCGCAAUAAACACCCACUUCCGCUUCCGCCCACGCUUCUGUUCCGCCCCACGGCCUCAGCUCGGCCAAUUGCCGCGCCGCCCCACUGCCGCCCUGCCCAAUCCACGCAGCUCCGCGCCCCUCGGGCCAAUGAGAAGCGAGCCUGGCGCCGUCUGCCCCGCCCACUGCACGGCGGCCCGCCCCGUGACCCCGGCG